This is a messenger RNA of Kuraishia capsulata CBS 1993, 1797 nucleotides long. RefSeq lists its product as uncharacterized. Gene Ontology annotation, cellular component: cytoplasm; mitotic actomyosin contractile ring, proximal layer; plasma membrane. The transcript has a single exon. Gene Ontology annotation, biological process: cytoskeleton organization. Gene Ontology annotation, molecular function: phospholipid binding; protein binding. NCBI's taxonomy places the organism in Eukaryota, Fungi, Ascomycota, Pichiomycetes, Pichiales, Pichiaceae. The record is from RefSeq and is a predicted model, not a curated record. Bases 1 to 1797 code for a protein of 598 amino acids.
AUGUCCCAAGCCACGUUUUCUCAGAACUUUUGGGGUUUGGAAGACGAAGGUUGCACUGUCCUGUGGGAUCGCAUCCAGAACGAUUCCAAGACCUGCGAAGAGCUGAUGCAGUUUUACAAGGAGAGAAUAGCCAUCGAAGAAGAAUACUCGAGGAAGCUCGGUCAUCUCUCUAGGAAGACCCUGGGUUCAAAGGAAACGAAUGCCAUGGGACAUGCUCUAGAGACUCUAAGGGUGGAGACCAAGCAACUGUCACUCAGUCAUGCUGCCCAAGCAGGCAAAAUCAGGUCCGAUGUGUACACAAGUUUACAGGAUUUUGCUUCUGACCUUAAAGGCAAAGCCAAGCCCAUUGAAUCAAAUACACAGAAACUGAAGAAGUACAAGGAUAACCUGGAAGCGAAGACGGAACAAAUGAGGCAGAAAUACCAGGCAGACUACAUCAAAUACCAAGGAUACGAGACAAAUAAGAUAAUGCUUGACGAUCGCGAGGCCGAGAGACUUGAAGUCAAGAUCAACAAGACUUACGAGUCCAUGAUGACUCACCGCAAAGACUAUUAUUCCUUGGUGAGGGAGUCUCAGCAACUGAACGAGACCUGGUUGACAGAAUGGCAAAGUGCCUUAAAUAACUUCCAGGAACUGGAGGAAGAAAAAGCUAAAUUCCUGAAGGCAAAUACCUGGGAGUAUGCCAAUGCAGUGUCUACAUCAUGCCUUGCAGAUGAUAAAGCGUGCGAGAACAUUAGACUCUCAUUGGAGCAAUGCAACUAUAAAGAUGAAAUUCUUUCUUUUGUUCACGAAAAUGGUACUGGUGACAAAGUUCUCAGCCCUCCUGAUUUUGUGGAUUACUUUAAUGGUGAGGAAGCUAAACCAAGACAAGCUGCUAAAGUCAAGAACGUCACCAGGGAGCCCUCGCUGAAAGCAAAGGAACCGGACGAACUCCCCAUGACGAGGAAGACCACGCGAAGACCUCAGUUAAUGGAAUCAUUGCAACCAGAGUACAAACCUCCGGCAUCGAUCUCAGUCCCUUCUCCAAAAACCGAAGUCAUCAAAGGACCCACCGCAUUGACCGAGUCAUCUUUCUCGGAAAACAGUAUGGCUACGCAUAGACAUACCAGCAGUCAAUACUCCAACCCAACAUCUGUUUCUGGUUUCAGGAGCAGUACUGGAAGUGAAGCGAAGUCUGCGAAGAACUGGAAUUCUCCAACUCGUCGUAAGAGCAAACAAAGCGAUGCUCUGCUCGAAUCUACGACUUCAAGAAUCUCUUUUGAAGCACCCAAGAAUUCUUCGAUACCACCAUCUCCCUCAACGGAUGCCAAAAUCAGAGCAAAUCCUUUGAAGGCUUACUUGAAUGAUUUGGAGCUCGGAGGAAACGGAGACAUGUCCAAAUUUAGAGAGUCAAUGAUGAGUGCAAAGGAUUUGAGGCAUACGAGCGAGGAUUACCAUGCAGGAACGUUGUCUGAUGAAAAACUCUUCGGAAAAUCGUCUUCCAGACGCGAUGAGAACACGAUACUAGGACGGGAGAGUAGCUUGAGGAAGUCUAAAUCAUGGACAACCCCUCGUCAAGCGGAAACGAUUGUUGCUCCUGUUCCAGGUCUGCCUAGGGUCUCUACCUCGGGUAAUAAGGUGAUAAAAUACUCGAGAGCACAAUACUCGUAUUCAGCAGAGAUUGAACAAGAGAUCUCCUUCAAGAAGAGGGACGUCCUACUGGUGCUUCUUAUGCAGCCAGACGGCUGGUGGUAUGUGGAGAAUACCAAAAAUGGGGAAACGGGGUUGGCUCCAAGUAAUUACUUAGUUGAUAUUUGA